Messenger RNA from Miscanthus lutarioriparius, 3111 nucleotides. The record is from the annotation of a GenBank genome assembly. NCBI's taxonomy places the organism in Eukaryota, Viridiplantae, Streptophyta, Magnoliopsida, Poales, Poaceae.
AUGUCGUGUGCCGCCGCAUUCUCGCUCCUCGUCACGCUCGCCGCCUCUGUUACGCCGGCGGCGUCUCAGGGAGCCGGCGACGCGGCCGUCCUGCGCGCCUUCCUCACUUCCCUGCCGCCAGUCUCCCAGCGCGUCCUCCUUCCAUCGUGGAACGCCACCACCACCAACACCAGCGACACCGGGCCGAGCCACUGCGCGUUCCUCGGCGUCCAGUGCACCGCCACGGGAGCGGUCGCGGCGGUGAACCUCUCCGGGCAGGGGCUGUCUGGCGAGCUCGCGGCGUCCGCGCCUCGGCUCUGCGCUCUGCGGGCGCUCGCGACGCUCGACCUGAGCCUGAACAGCUUCACGGGCGCCGUGCCCGCCGCGCUCGCCGCGUGCUCCGAGCUCGCCACGCUCGAACUCAGCAACAACUCCCUCUCGGGCGCCAUCCCGCCCGAGGUCGCCGCGCUCCCGGGGCUCGCCUACCUGAGCCUCAGCGGGAACGGCCUCUCUGGGCCGGUCCCGGAGUUCCCGCUGCAUUGCAGGCUCCAGUACCUGAGCCUCUACGGCAACCAGAUCACCGGCGAGCUCCCCCUGGAGCCUCGGCAACUGCGACAACCUCACCGUCCUGUUCCUAUCCUCCAACAAGAUCGGGGGCACCCUGCCCGAUUUCUUCGGCUCCCUGACCAAGCUGCAGAAGCUCUUCCUCAACAGCAACUUUUCACCGGGACAAUUCCGGCGGUCAUCAGCAACCUCAGCAGACUGCAGUGGCUCACUAUCAAGGACACGUUCGUCACCGGCGAAAUUCCACCGGAGAUAGGGAAAUGCCAGGAGCUGGUCAUCCUUGACCUGCAGAACAACAACCUUACAGGGGUGAUACCACCGGAGAUCGCCGAGCUCAAGAAGCUGCAAUGGCUGUCCCUGUACCGCAAUAUGCUCCACGGACCUGUGCCUGCAGCACUGUGGCAGAUGCCGCAGCUGGAGAGGCUGGCGCUCUACAACAACAGCCUAAGUGGAGAGAUCCCUGCAGAGAUAAACCACAUGAGCAGCCUGAGAGAUCUCCUCCUGGCAUUCAACAGCUUCACCGGCGAGCUCCCACAAGACCUGGGGUUGAACACGACGCAUGGACUUGUUUGGGUCGACGUCAUGGGGAACCACUUCCAUGGCAAAAUCCCACCAGGUCUUUGCACUGGAGGUCAGCUCGCCAUUCUUGACCUUGCAUUGAACAGAUUCAGUGGGAGCAUUCCAAGUGAGAUCAUCAAGUGCCAGUCUCUGUGGAGAGCCCGUCUGGGAAACAACAUGUUCAACGGAAGCUUACCUUCAGAUUUGGGGAUAAACACUGGCUGGUCAUACGUGGAAUUGGGUGGCAAUCAGUUUGAGGGGAAGAUACCAAGUGUGCUCGGUUCAUGGCAGAACCUCACAGUGCUUGAUCUGUCUCGGAACAGCUUCUCUGGUCCCAUACCACCCGAGCUCGGCGCUCUAACCCUUCUUGGCAACCUGAACCUGUCGUCAAACAAGUUGUCUGGACCAAUACCACAUGAGUUGGGAAACUGCAGGAGACUUGUCCGUUUGGAUCUUCAGAACAACCUUCUCAACGGAACCAUACCUGCAGAGAUCAUAUCACUCAGUAGCCUACAGCAUCUGGUACUCAGUGGAAACAAGCUCAGCGGAGAGAUUCCAGACGCCUUCACCUCAACGCAGGGCCUCCUUGAGCUGCAGCUCGGCAGCAACUCUUUGGAAGGAGCUAUCCCUUGGAGCUUAGGCAAGCUUCAGUUCAUCUCUCAGAUCAUAAACAUCAGCAGCAACAUGCUGAGCGGCACGAUCCCAAGCAGCCUUGGCAAUCUUCAGAUGUUGGAAAUGCUUGACCUGUCAAAGAACUCCUUGUCUGGCCCAAUUCCAUCGCAACUGAGCAACAUGAUCUCACUCUCUGCGGUGAAUAUGUCGUUCAACCAGCUCUCUGGUCUGCUCCCUGCUGGCUGGGUUAAGCUUGCAGAACAUUCACCCAAGGGGUUUCUAGGAAACCCUCAGCUAUGCAUACAGUCUGAAAAUUCACCUUGCUCCAAGAACCAGUCCAGGAGGCGUAUAAGAAGGAACACACGGAUCAUUAUAGCAUUGCUACUGUCAUCUCUGGCUGUCAUGGUUUCUGGGCUGUGUGCAAUUCACUACAUGGUGAAGAGGUCACGGCGGCGCCUGUUGGCGAAACAUGUCUCGGUGCGUGGCCUGGACACGACAGAGGAAUUGCCUGAAGACCUGACCUAUGAUGACAUCCUUCGUGCCACUGACAACUGGAGCGAGAAGUAUGUGAUCGGGAGAGGCCGGCAUGGCACGGUCUACCGGACAGAGCUUGCUCCCGGAAGGCAGUGGGCAGUCAAGACAGUUGAUCUGUCCCAGAUCAAAUUCCCCAUCGAGAUGAAGAUUCUUAACAUGGUGAAGCACCGGAACAUCGUCAAGAUGGAGGGCUACUGCAUCCGUGGCAACUUUGGUGUGAUUCUCUCCGACUACAUGCCUGAAGGAACACUCUUUGAGCUAUUGCAUGGAAGAAAACCUCAAGUGCCUCUCGACUGGAAGGUCCGGCAUCAGAUCGCCCUUGGCGCAGCGCAGGGCUUGUCCUACCUGCACCAUGACUGUGUGCCGAUGAUUGUUCAUAGAGAUGUCAAGUCAAGCAACAUACUGAUGGAUGCGGAUUUGGUGCCUAAGAUCGCAGACUUUGGUAUGGGGAAGAUCGUAGGUGACGAGGAUGCAGAUGCAACGGUGUCAGUUGUUAUUGGCACCCUUGGCUACAUUGCUCCAGAGCAUGGAUACAACACAAGACUGACCGAGAAGAGUGACGUCUACAGCUACGGUGUGGUGCUGCUCGAGCUCCUGUGUAGGAAGAUGCCUGUCGAUCCUGCUUUCGGAGACGGCGUUGACAUUGUGGCAUGGAUGAGACUGAACCUGAAGCACGCUGAUUACUGCAGCGUGAUGAGCUUUCUAGAUGAGGAGAUCAUGUACUGGCCUGAAGAUGAGAAGGCAAAGGCGCUGGACUUGUUGGACCUGGCGAUUUCCUGCACUCAGGUGGCUUUCGAAUCUAGGCUUUCCAUGAGGGAGGUGGUGAGCACCUUGAUGAGGAUAGAUGAUCAGUAUAACAGAUAA